AAUAAGGGUACGCUGCCUGACCUUAGAAGCAAUGCGAUUAACAUCUUUGGAAGGAAGCUUCAACCUCAACCACCACCAAGAGGGUACAACGACUGGUUCUUUCCCAUAUUUCCUUUGUCAAUCAAUUCCUAAGCCCCUCCACCUCUCCAUUUUCUAUUCUACACGACUUCCUCAGAGAACCACGAGCCCGCCAUGCAAAGAAGUCGAUUCAGUCUCUUCCUUGUCUUCGGUGCUACCGUCGUCUUGCUCGGCCUUACCUCUUUUGUGGCGUGUAUGGCGGCGGAGAUUAAAAAAGCAAAGAAGAAAGACCUCAAGUUGGAUGGUAAGCUCUGCUAUCUGCCUGGAAGCAGGGCAUUUAUGUACGGGGUGAUAGCCUUGGUUUGUCUAUCAGCAGCACAAAUCAUCGGGAAUUUGGCAAUUUGCAAGAUCAUUUGGUCGAGGGAAAAGAGAAGCAGUUAUGGCAAGAAGAACCCGAUCGCUCCAACAGUUCUUUUGGUUUUAUCCUGGAUCAGCUACGGACUAGUGAUUCUAUUACUUACUGGAGCCACGAGUAUGAGCCGGAGGCAGGGUUAUGGGAAAGGAUGGCUAAGCGGGGAAUGCUACCUUGUGAAAGAUGGUGCAUAUAUAGUCUCAGGAGUAUUAGUCCUAGUCACAGUAGUUUUCAUUAUCAGUUCAGCCAUUAUAACGACUCGCGGAAUUCAGAACGAACAGCCUCAGAAGAUAUAAGCACCAGCAGCAUAAAAUGGAAGAGGUGUUACUGACCUGAGUAAGAUAACUUCUUUGUGUAGAGGACACGGCUGCCCUCUUCACAGAAGACGUCUCGAGCACAACCAGGAUGGAACGAGCAAACUUCAUUGUUGUGCUGGAGCUUCCAACUUGAACAGAAAGCCCUAUAUAGUGCUCCUGACAUAUGUAUCACGACCGAGUACUACACAGUCGUAAUAUGUACAAUAUAGAUUCUUCAUUUUGUAUUAGCUCUAGAACCAGGAGUGAACAAAGAAAUUUCUUGUAUACCCGUCAUCUAAAAACUCAACAUAACAAUGAGAUACACCCAUUCCCUAUAGCA
Molecule: messenger RNA, 1066 nt
Organism: Punica granatum (pomegranate)
Lineage: Eukaryota; Viridiplantae; Streptophyta; Magnoliopsida; Myrtales; Lythraceae
Source: RefSeq, a predicted model, not a curated record